Messenger RNA from Ipomoea triloba (trilobed morning glory), 642 nucleotides. Its product is annotated as (-)-germacrene D synthase-like. NCBI's taxonomy places the organism in Eukaryota, Viridiplantae, Streptophyta, Magnoliopsida, Solanales, Convolvulaceae. The record is from RefSeq and is a predicted model, not a curated record. Gene Ontology annotation, molecular function: terpene synthase activity. The coding region runs from base 49 to 642 and encodes 197 amino acids. The transcript has 4 exons.
CCACUUGUCAUAAAUUGUUUGUUUCCUUCUCUCCCCUUCUAACCGAAAAUGGCUGCCAUUAAUCAACCAUUAUCUGUUCUUACAUCAAACUCCCCUCAGUUGCAUGAAGUUACUCGUCGUUCUGCCAAUUAUCAUCCAAGCGUUUGGGGUGACCAUUUCCUAGCUUACGCUUCUCAUGAAAAGAAAGCAGAAGCACAAGAAUGGCAAGAGCAUCAACAACUGAAGGAAAAGGUGAAGAACAUGAUUGUGAAAGCCCCAUGCAUUUCUUCCCAAAAAUUGGAAUUGAUAAACAAAAUCCAACGAUUGGGAGUGAGCUAUCAAUUUGAGAAGGAGAUUGAAGCAACGCUGCAACUCAUAUUCAAGAACUAUUACGAAUUCAAUGUCGAAAAAGACGAGAACGAACUUUAUGUUGUUUCUCUGCACUUUCGACUACUUAGACAACACGGCUAUCAUGUACCUUGCAGUGUGUUUGAAAAGUUCACUGAAUAUGAUGGAAAAUUCAAGGAAUCAUUGACCAACAAUGUGGAAGCAAUCUUAAGUUUAUACGAGGCGUCACAUCUUAGGGUGAAAGGGGAGAAGAUUUUGGAUGAAGCACUCAUAUUUACUACUUCUCGCUNAUUGCUGCGGUUUAGUCCUUUGUGA